GACUAAGCCUAUCGAAUAAAAGUAACGCCUCUUUAGUGUUUGUGCGGUUUGUCGUUCCUCGAUUCUGCAUUUUUUGAGGUAGAUUUUGAAUCUAGCUAAAUAAAUAUGUCUUCUGGGGCCUUAUUUCCAAGCUUGGUGUCUGGGUCACGUGGUUCGUCAAGCAAAUACCUAGUGGAAUUCCGUGCGGGGAAGAUGACCCUGAAAGGAAGCACUGUGACCCCUGACAAACGUAAAGGUCAAGUCUACAUUCAGCAGACUGAUGACUCUCUCAUACACUUCUGCUGGAAGGACAGGACAACUGGAAAUGUGGAUGAUGACUUGAUUAUUUUCCCGGAUGACUGCGAGUUCAAGAGGGUUCAUCAGUGUACAACAGGUCGUGUGUAUGUGCUCAAAUUUAAGGCGGGUUCCAAGAGGCUCUUUUUUUGGAUGCAGGAACCUAAAACGGAUAAAGAUGAAGAGUACUGCAGGAAAGUGAAUGAGUACCUGAACAAUCCCCCCAUGCCUGGUGCCCUUGGGGGUGGAAGUGGCAGCAGUCAUGAGCUUUCUGCUCUUGGAGGUGAGGGUGGCCUGCAGAGUCUUCUGGGUAAUAUGAGUCAUAAUCAACUGUUGCAGCUUAUUGGACCAGCUGGACUUGGGGGUCUUGGGGCUCUAGCUGGACCAGGGCUGGCCAGCCUGCUGGGAAGUGGUGUUCCAGCAACCAGCAGCUCAUCCUCCAGCUCUCGUAGUCAGUCCACAGCUGUCACGCCCUCCUCCACAUCAGCAGCUACACGCCUCGGCUCCUCCCAGGUACCAACCACACCCACUACCCCCUCUGCCACUACAGCAGCCUCGCCCACUGCCACACCCACCACCCCUGCUGGACCCACCCUCUCUGCUGGGCCUACCAGCCCCACUCAGCCUAUCCAACUUAGUGACCUACAAAGUAUCUUGGCAACCAUGAAUGUUCCUGCAACCGGGCAAGGAGUUGAUCUUGCCAGUGUUUUAACACCGGAAAUCAUGGCUCCAAUCCUGGCGAAUGCAGAGGUGCAACAGAGACUGAUUCCUUUCCUCCCGUCUGGAGAGUCCCUCCCGCAAAGCACAGAUGAACUCCACAACACCCUCUCCUCACCACAGUUUCAGCAGGCUAUGAGUUUGUUCAGCAGCGCUCUAGCGUCAGGACAGUUAGGACCCUUGAUGAAUCAGUUUGGCUUACCCACAGAGGCUGUGGAUGCAGCCAACAGAGGAGAUGUGGAAGCGUUUGCCAAGGCUAUGGAGGGUGAAAAAUCACAGGAAGAGAAAGAUCCUAAAGACAAGAAGGAUGACGAUGAUGAGGAUAUGAGUCUUGAUUAGCUCAUCACCUCUCACCUAAGUGUGUAUGUGUUUUACUUGGUUUUCUUUUGUUACUUAGAACUCUGCAACCAUGUUUGUGAUAGCUAAACCAGUCUGGUAAUUCUGUUCAUACAUAUUCAGAUCUUAGUCCAAAUAAAAAUGCCUGCAAAAGUAUGGCACAGAACA
Molecule: messenger RNA, 1494 nt
Organism: Electrophorus electricus (electric eel)
Lineage: Eukaryota; Metazoa; Chordata; Actinopteri; Gymnotiformes; Gymnotidae
Product: proteasomal ubiquitin receptor ADRM1-B-like
Cellular component (GO): proteasome regulatory particle, lid subcomplex; cytoplasm; nucleus
Molecular function (GO): endopeptidase activator activity; proteasome binding
Source: RefSeq, a predicted model, not a curated record